Drosophila nasuta is the source of this 1742-nucleotide messenger RNA. RefSeq names its product damage-control phosphatase ARMT1. The coding region runs from base 147 to 1535 and encodes 462 amino acids. Gene Ontology annotation, cellular component: nucleus. The transcript has a single exon. Gene Ontology annotation, biological process: DNA damage response. Gene Ontology annotation, molecular function: phosphatase activity. NCBI's taxonomy places the organism in Eukaryota, Metazoa, Arthropoda, Insecta, Diptera, Drosophilidae. The record is from RefSeq and is a predicted model, not a curated record.
UUACUUUUCAAAAUUAAAUUGAGUAUUUAAAACAAAAAUAGAACAUUAGUAUUUCUCGGCUUUAGUCACCAAAUUCAAGUAGAAACCAAAAGAGUCUCAAAUGUACAGAUGUGCAACGAUAACCGGAAAGAUCUUCUCAACCCAAGAUGAGGACGAGCGCCAACAAUUCCGAUCUCUUGGAUGUGGCAACGCCGCGACACUCGCUGCUCUCGGGUCGCUUUAAGCAGAGCUUCGCCUAUGUGGCGCUGCAAGCCCGAAUGCCUGGCAUUAUGCAGCAGGUGAUAAACACGCUGCACAGUAACGAACACGAGCUGGUGAAGAAGCAUGGCGAAGAGGUGUGGAAGGACAUUCAAGUGAUCACGCACAACAUCGAGAGAUUGAAGCGAGAACUGAGCAACGAUCGGAGAUUCACUCUGUUCCAUGGCAACGAGGUGGACAAGGCCGAAUGGAAUGCAUUCCUAUCUGAGUUGCCGCAUCCGAAGCGUUCGUAUUUCAGGGCUUCCUGGCUACAUGCCGAGUGUUAUCUGUACAGGCGACUCUAUUCGUUCUUUGAGAACAGCAAGCACCUGCGAAACUUUGACUAUUUUCUGGACCUCAAGCAGGAGGAUUUGCGGAUCAGUGAGCUGGCCAUCACUUGCCUAGCGAAGGCAACACGAAAUCUGAGCAAAUCCUUUGACAAUUUCGGCAAACUUGUGCGCAUCAAUUUGUGGAGCAAUCACUUUGACAUACAGCUAAAUUCCUAUUACUUCAGCACCCUCGAAGAUCGCUCGGAUAUCAAUGUGUUGACUUCGGUGGCGGAUCUGGACAAGCGGCUGUUGGUCGACGAGUCGCUGCUGGUGUGGAAUUGCCUGAUGAAGGCCAAGAGCAACAAGGAAAUCAUUGUCGAUUACAUUUGCGAUAAUGCUGGCUUUGAGCUAUUCACCGAUUUUCUGCUCAUGGAAUACAUGCUCGAUCAUGGCCUGGCUACCCAGGUGCGAAUGCAUGUCAAGGCAAUACCCUGGUAUAUAUCCGAUGUGAUGCCGCACGAUGUGGAAUGGACCCUCAAGUAUUUGAUGGAUCACAAAGAUGAGUGUGUCUCCGGUCUGGGUUGGAAACUGAACCGAAUGCUCGCCGAGCAACGCAUUGUGAUAUCCCCGCCAUCGUAUUUCUGGACUGGACCACAAGCGUACUUUGUGAUGGUCGACUGCAGCAUCGGUUUGUACAAGCUGCUCUCACAGGCGGCGGUGGCCAUCUUCAAGGGUGAUCUCAACUAUCGCAAGUUGCUCGGUGAUUAUAUUUGGGACUCCACUGAGGAGUUUAUCACAUGCUUGCGCGGCUUUCGACCUACGAAUAUGUGUGCAAUGCGCACUGUGAAGUGCGAAGUGAUCUGCGGUUUAAGCGAGGGCACUGCGGAUCGUUUGUUGCACACCGAUCCCAACUGGAUGAUCUCGGGCACUUACGGAGUUAUUCAAUACACCGAUAGCCUGAAGUGCAAAUGUGAUUGCUUGCACUUGACCGCAAGUUGCAUGGAUAAGUCCUUGAUGUGCGCCAAGUGAGGUGUCGGCAUUGAUAAUCAGCACUCUUCUAUUUUUUUUUUUUUCAUUUUCAUUACUGUUUUUUUUUUUCUAUUUUCACAAAUUGCUACCGCAGCUGGGGGAAGUUGACUAUGUCUUAAUUUGCAUUACGCUGCCAGCGUAGAAAACUCACAAUGCCCAAAAUAAAUGAUUCCAAAUUUGUCAGCGCACUUUGCCCAAAUCAAACUA